Molecule: messenger RNA, 1998 nt
Organism: Pimephales promelas (fathead minnow)
Lineage: Eukaryota; Metazoa; Chordata; Actinopteri; Cypriniformes; Leuciscidae
Gene: mep1a.1
Product: meprin A, alpha (PABA peptide hydrolase), tandem duplicate 1
Biological process (GO): proteolysis
Cellular component (GO): membrane
Molecular function (GO): metalloendopeptidase activity; zinc ion binding; protein binding
Source: RefSeq, a predicted model, not a curated record
UGGCAAUAUCUCACAUACUAUCAGUAAGUAUGCUUUUACAGAGGCUGCUCAUCUUUACAGUGCUGGCUGUGGCACUUCAUGCUAUUCCAGUUUCCACUCGUAUUCAUGAGGUUGAAGAUGAACCAAAUUUCAACCCUUUCAUCAACCUUGGAGCAAAAACCCGACUGAUUGAGGGAGACAUAGCCCUACCCCCUGGUCGAAUUGGUCUUAUUAACACAACUUACAGAUGGAAGUUCCCUAUUCCAUACAUUCUGUCUGACAGCCUGGACCUUAACGCAAAAGGUGCGGUCCAUCAGGCAUUUGAAAUGUACCGUCUAAAGUCGUGUGUUGAUUUCAAACCCUAUGAGGGAGAGAAGACAUUUAUCAAAUUUGAGAAAAGAGAUGGGUGCUGGUCCUAUGUUGGAGAUCUACAGAAUGGGCAGGUGCUUUCUCUGGGGCCGGGCUGUGACCAUAAGGCUGUGAUUGAGCAUGAACUUCUGCAUGCCCUGGGCUUUUACCAUACACAGUCUCGCCAGGAUCGAGAUGACUAUGUGAAGAUCUGGCUAGAUCAGGUCACUGAAGGCAUGGAGCAUAAUUUCAACAAAUACGACGACAGUUUUGUCACAGAUCUAAAUACACCAUAUGACUACGAGUCUGUCAUGCAUUAUCGUCCGUUUGCUUUCAACAAAGACCCCAGUAUUCCUACCAUCACAACCAAUAUCCCAGAGUUCUUCAACAUCAUAGGGCAAUACCUGGACUUUAGUGAGAUGGAUGUUGUCAGACUGAAUCGAAUGUACAACUGCUCCUCUUCUCUUACCCUGCUGGACCAGUGCACUUUUGAAAACAUAAACAUUUGUGGGAUGGUACAGAGUUUGACUGACGAUGCUGAUUGGGUCCAUCUUAAGAGCUCUCCUGGCUCCGAGGAUCAUACUCUCAAUGGACAAUGCAGAGAUUUAGGGUAUACCAUGCAUUUUGACACCUCCACUGGAAAUGCAGAACAAUCCGCUCUCCUUGAGUCCCGCAUCCUAUAUCCUAAGAGAAAGAUGCAGUGCCUGCAGUUUUUCUACAAAAUGACAGGCAGUGUAAAGGACAGCCUAGUGAUUUGGGCCAAGAUGGAUGAUGGAACAGGAACCGUGCGAAAACUAAAGAAACUGCAUACAAUCUGGGCUGACGAAGACGAAACAUGGAAGAUUGCUCAUGUGCCAUUGCAGAUGGGAGCAAAAUUCCGCUAUGCAUUCCAGGCAGUGAGAGGAGACCCUCCCAACUCUGGAGGAGGCAUAUUCAUCGAUGACAUCAGCCUGACAGAGACCCACUGCCCAGCCGCUGUCUGGCGCAUCCAGAACUUCUCGAGCAUCCUGAAAACAGCCGACUACAACACCGUGCUGAACAGCCCUCGUUUCUACAGUCCUGAGGGUUACGCUUAUGGGAUUCAAGUACGCCCAAUCUCUAGCUACUCCGAUUACACAGGCAACUACACUGGUUUGUACUUCCAUCUGGCCAGUGGGGACAAUGACAUUGUGAUGCAGUGGCCGGCUGUGAACCGCCAGGCCACCAUAGUGGUGAUGGACCAGGAUCCAGACAUUAAGCUGAGGAUGUCCUCUGCUCGUAGUCUCACCACUGACUUGGCCACAGUCAAUGGAGACCAACUAAUAUGGGACAAUCCAAGAAAGUUUGGGACCUUUGACCCAAGCUGCCAGUGUUAUCGAGGAGAGUCAGUGGGAUGGAGGAGUUUCAUAAAACACUACGACUUACGCAGACGGAAUUACCUGAAAAAUGAUGACCUCAUCAUCUUUGUUGACUUUGAGGACUUAACAAGCAUGAUAAAGAGUGAAGUUCCGGUUGCACCAAAGGUUUGACACCGAUAAGUGUGUGUCAGUCUGAAGAGAGAAAGCUGUGUGAAUUGUGGAGAACAUCAUCUUAAAAUGCAAUUGUUAUUACUACAAAAAUGUGUUUGAUAUGCUCACUCUGUACUCUAACUUUUUAAACAUUCCCAAUAAAGUCUAAAAUUAAACUCUUUUA